AAGUAAAUUGCACGAGGCAGUCCUAUAUAGGGGGCGUGGUCUACAGUGGCCACGCCCAAACACGUCUGUAACGUAGAAGACCUAGCUAGCUAACAACCAGCAAAACUUAACACGCAGUACGCUAACAUGGACGACACAGAGGAAGCUCCGACAGGAACGUUUACAUGCGAGUUGUGCGAGUUUUCUAGUGUAUACACCUUUUACGGGAGGAAACCACCAAACACCAGAGCAGUCGGGUUUUUGGAAGACUGCUAUGGCAUGCGUGAUCCUUUCACUCCAAACAAGGACAAAUUCCUUAUAUUGGGCUCCAAGUGCAGUUUGUGUAAGAAGGCUGUAUGUGUUGGCACGGCCUGCAGCAUUUUCUACACCAAACGUUUCUGCUUACCAUGUGUGAGGGAAAACUUGGAGCAGUUUCCGGAGCAGAUUCGAAUAGAAAUAACAAAGAAAAAAACAGCUCAGAAAAGUUAACAUCAAGCAGAGACACUUAGAUAUGCGAUGGACAGAAGAUAUUACUGACAUAUUUUUUUUUGUUUAUGCUAUACAGUGCAAACUGAAUAUGUUUGAACAUUGAUUUAGCCAUUUUCUUUCUCACAAAAAAAGGAAUCUGCUGAUAAGGGGAUUCAACAACCUGAAUUGAUUCACGAGUCAUAAUUUCAGAAAUUGUAAAAGCGAAUUGUCCUGCAUUUCUAUCGAGAAUGCCUCAGGAAAUUACAAUAUGCUUAAACAACAUGUAUAACACAGCUGAAAUUCACAAACAGUGAACAAAGGAAAUGCAGGAUGGACUCUGUUACUACAAGAACCAUGGCAUUACAAGCACUGUCUCUGAGAACAUACAGCAGAGGAUGCUUUGAAAUGUACCAAUUUCUAACAGACUGCUAUUAACGUACCAGUGUAUUGCAUAGUAAUAAAAUUUGAUAUUAGAAAGUAAUUGUUCUGUUUCAUGUCAAAUUAAGUGGCAUGAGAAUGAAAUGUAAUGUUGAACAUCAUAUUUAUAAGUAAUGGCUACAGAAGACAACCACAAUGCAAUGCAGCAACACAAUGUGGUUGUGCUGAGUUAAGGCAGAGACUCAGCUUAGCUAUUUAACAAUGUAGAAGAUUACAAUAAUGAUGGUGUUGAUAGACACGAACAUUGAAGCUUUGAAAGCUGAUCUGUUUAAACAGAGAGAUUAAAGUGUUUCUGCAAUGUGGCAUGAAGAUUAAGUUGGUAAAUAUAUUUUUGACAAUAGUGCAUAUAUUAGUCUCUCGUGUCACAGUUCUUAUCAUAUCUGAAAAUGAAAAAUAGGCAAAACCUUUUUGAAUACAAAACAGUAAACACAAGCCAGCAGUUGUCAGUUCUUAGUCAAUGUUCUGUUUUGACCAGUAGUUGUCAGUAGAAGCAUUUUUGUGUUCACUUUUUCAUAACCAAGAACUUGACCUCACUUUGCAGCAGUGGAAAUGGGUAUAGAAACUGUAUAGGAUACAGGAAAGAAAUUGGUGUCAUCACGUGAUUGAAAAGCAUCUAAUAAAAAAACACAGAUAUAAGACCUAA
Messenger RNA from Tachysurus vachellii, 1528 nucleotides. RefSeq names its product cysteine rich DPF motif domain containing 1 (gene cdpf1). The transcript has 4 exons. The coding region runs from base 127 to 468 and encodes 113 amino acids. The record is from RefSeq and is a predicted model, not a curated record. Lineage: Eukaryota; Metazoa; Chordata; Actinopteri; Siluriformes; Bagridae.